AACGAUUGUAAAUGAGCAAUGAAGAGAGAUCCACCAUUUCAUAUUAGGCAAAAAUUCUGUUAAACAGACUUGAGACAAUGACAACCAUCUCAGCCGUGCCGUAGAAUGUAAAACCACGACAAAUUGACCUUGACGUGACUUGUGGCACAAAAUUCAGAAAACUGCAGUGUUUUUAUUUUGUUAUAGCUAAUAAGUCAAGAAUGGUCACUUAAACCAAUGGAAUCGACCUCGAAUUAUGCGAUCAUCGAUAUAUAUAGUACCAAAUAUCAACCCCAGAAAAUUGGAUAUCUGUGUCGAUUCUACAACCCUUGAUCUCAGGACGAACAGAUUUGAUGUUGAAUAAGCCUUCGACCGUAGCUUAGACUAAGAAUAGUUUUGAGGGAUCUGCUCUGUGUUCCUUUUUCAAACUCAAUGGCUUGCAAGUUGAUCCCAAAAAGGGCAUAUUGGGUAGCUUUCAUCUAUACAGUUCUUGUUUCACAUGCCUGCAAUGGCUUUUAUCCUUCGGAAAACUACAUGCAUACAUAUUCAACAGACGAAGAAAUAUAUGCUAAAGUUAAUUCAUUGACCUCUAUUUACACUGCGCUUCCCUUCAGCUAUUACAGCCUCCCUUACUGCAAACCCCCUAUGGGAAUAAAGAAAAGUGCAGAGAAUCUUGGACGACAACUCAUGGGAGACCAGAUUCUCAACUCUCCGUACCGUUUUCGAAUGAACGUCAAUGAAUCUGUAUUCCUCUGCACUACAAGUCCAUUAAGUGAGCAUGAGGUAAAGCUAUUGAAACAGAGAACUCGUGAUCUGUAUCAAGUAAAUAUGAUUUUGGAUAAUUUGCCUGCCAUGAGGUUUGCUCAACAACAUGGAAUUAAGAUUCAAUGGACUGGGUUUCCUGUUGGGUAUGCACUGCCAAAUAGUAAUGAAGAUUACAUCAUCAAUCACCUCAAGUUCAGGGUUUUGGUUCAUGAGUAUGAAGGGGAAAGUGUGCUGAUAAUUGGUACUGGGGAAGAGGGUAUCGGUGUAAUUCCGGAUGCUGAGAAGAAGCAGCCUUCUGGAUUUGAGAUAGUCGGUUUUGAGGUUGUCCCCUGCAGUGUCAAAUAUGACCCCGAAGCAAUGUCAAAAUUCCAUAUGUAUGAGUAUGACAAAUUCUCUGUAAACUGCCCGUUGGAGCUUGACAAAUCUCAGAUAAUAAGGAAGCAAGAGAGAGUGUCGUUCACUUAUGAUGUCGAAUUUGUGAAGAGCGAUAUUAGAUGGCCAUCUCGAUGGGAUGCUUACCUGCAGAUGGAAGGUGCUCAAGUCCACUGGUUCUCCAUCCUAAAUUCACUAAUGGUGAUCUUUUUCUUAGCUGGUAUUGUUUUUGUUAUAUGUUUACGGACAGUCAGAAUCGAUUUGACAAUGUACGAGGAAUUGGACGAAAAAGUACAGAUGAACGAGCAACUUUCAGGCUGGAGGUUUGUUGUGAGUGAUGUGUUCAGAGAACCAAAUCACUCAAAGCUACUAUGUGUGAUGAUUGGAGGUGGGGUUCAGAUCACUGGGAUGGCUGUUGUUACUGUUGUAUUGGCCGCCUUUGGUUUCAUGUCACCAGCUUCUCGAGGAAUGUUGUUGACGGGUAUGAUAAUUUUUUAUCUUUUCCUGGGGACUCUUGGUGGUUAUGCUGGUGUACGCUUGUGGAUAGCAAUCAAGGGAACUUCAGAUGGUUGGAAGUCAGUUGCCUGGUCGGUUGCAUACUUCUUCCCUGGAAUUUGUUUUGUUAUCCUCACUGUGCUGAAUUUUAUUCUCUCGGGUAGCAAAAGCACCGGUGCAAUUCCCAUUUCUAUUUAUUUUAUUCCCGUGUCUCUCUGGUUCUGCAUUUCAGUGCCGCUCACCCUUCUGGGAGGUUUCUUAGGGACCCAAGCUGAGCCUAUUCAGUACCCUAUACGAACCAGCGAGAUACCAAGAGAGAUCCCUGCACGCAAAUAUCCAUCAUGGCUUCUUGUUCUUGGGGCUGGGACCCUUUCGUUUGGAACCAUAUUCAUUGAACUUUUUUUCAUCCUCUCUAGCAUCUGGCUCGGGAGGUUCUAUUGUGUCUUUGGAUUCCUGCUUGUUGUCUUCUUGUUGUUGUUGAUCGUUUGUGCAGUAGUAUCUGUGGUCCUUACCUACAUGCAUCUCUGUGCUGAGGAUUGGCAGUGGUGGUGGAAAGCAUUCUAUGCAUCAGGUUCCGUUGCUCUUUAUGUGUUCCUGUACUCGAUCAAUUACCUGGUUUUUGACCUUAAGGGCUUGAAUGGGCCUGCAUCGGCUAUACUUUAUCUUGGGUAUUCACUGAUCAUGGCCAUUGCGAUCAUGAUAUCUACCGGCACUAUUGGCUUCCUCACAUCGUUGUAUUUUGUCCAGUACCUUUAUUCAUCGGUGGAGAUUGAUUCCAAAGGUAUAUUUGCUAAGUCCCAUGGGCCGGUUUAAGUCUCCUGGUGCAAGGGAUCAACCCAAAAUUUUGCUUUUGCAAAAUUUGGCUUGCUACACUAUCAUGUCGCACAACAUCACCAGGUUACAGAUUUUAAUAAUGUUGAAGUUAUGAUUUAGCUGUCUCAUUCUCAUUGUGUGCUGCCUGUUUUUUGUUUGUUUGUUUGUUUGUUUUUCCCUCACCUGUCAUGUGCUGGAAACUAGAUGUAUUCAAUUGAACUUUCUAUCCUAGUAUGCUCUUUGGAUUUUAUGGUGAAAAGAUACGUAGAUUAUAUUGCAAA
Messenger RNA from Camellia sinensis, 2705 nucleotides. The record is from RefSeq and is a predicted model, not a curated record. Lineage: Eukaryota; Viridiplantae; Streptophyta; Magnoliopsida; Ericales; Theaceae.